Molecule: messenger RNA, 1792 nt
Organism: Ilyonectria robusta
Lineage: Eukaryota; Fungi; Ascomycota; Sordariomycetes; Hypocreales; Nectriaceae
Product: major facilitator superfamily domain-containing protein
Exons: 5
Coding region: 294-1619 (441 amino acids)
Biological process (GO): transmembrane transport
Cellular component (GO): fungal-type vacuole membrane
Molecular function (GO): transmembrane transporter activity
Source: RefSeq, a predicted model, not a curated record
GAUUGUUAAGGCUAACCAGAGAACAUGUGUGUGAAGUUAUCAAACCGGACACUAGUUCAAUGCAUUUGCAUCUCGGCAUAUUGAGAUGGAUCGCACUCGCCCGCGAUCCGCGUGAUCCAGUCAUGUCCGGCUCCAUAGCUCGGGCAUUUGCACCAUGCAAUUACAUGCCGUAAUUCCCGGGAUACGUCAAAUUGCUAGAGUCAUCGACAAAAGAAGAACCUUAUAAAACGAAGCCUGGCUUCGAGGAAUUAUCGCUUCAUCACCUUUGUCUCACACUGACUCUGAACAUCACGAUGGCGACCAACGACAGCAUGACCGAAGUUGACUCAACCCAUGAGCUCCCUGAGCUCCGCGAGGCUGAAAAGAACGAUUUGGAUGCGACCGGUCCUGAAAAUCCCGGUAGUGCCAUCGACGAAAUCCCAGAUGGAGGUGCUACGGCAUGGCUAGUGGUGUUUGGCACAUGGUGUACAUCAUUCUGCAGCUUUGGCUGGAUCAACAGCGUGGGAGUUUUUCAGGACUACUAUGAGCAUAACAUCCUUAAGGACUACUCUUCUAGCACAAUCGCUUGGAUUCCAUCCCUGCAAAUCUUCUUCAUCAUGGCCAUGGGUCCCGUGGUAGGAAGAUUGUAUGAUCUCUAUGGACCACGUCGCCUGAUUCUUGGUGGAACUUUGUUGCAUGUCUUUGGCUUGAUGAUGGCGUCCCUAUCGACCAAGUAUUAUCAGAUCCUGCUCUCCCAGGGCAUUUGCAGUGCGAUUGGCGCGUCUGCCAUCUUCCAGCCAGCCCUCAGCACGGUACCUCAAUGGUUCAACAAGAAACGAGGCGCUGCUUUUGGCAUCUGUUCGACCGGAUCCAGUCUCGGUGGUGUCAUCUUCCCCAUCAUGCUUACGCACUUGAUUGGCCAAGUCGGCUUUCCGUGGGCAAUGCGGAUUUCGGCAUUUCUCAUCUUGUUCCUCUUGAUCAUGGCCAACUUGACGGUAAGACAAAGAGUCGUGUCACACAGCAAGGUAUCGAUGAAACAGGACCAUCUGGCUCCUUUCCGGGAGCCAAAGAGUCUCUUCCUUAUGAGUGGGUUCUUCCUGGUUACCUUUGGAAUUUUCAUUCCAAUCGACUAUGUCGUUGUGGAAGCGCGUGCUUCCGGGAUGGGCAAUGGUAUUCUCCAAUACCUUGUUCCUAUUCUCAACGCUGCCAGCUUUUUUGGAAGAUCGUCGUCUGGUCUCAUCGGCGACAAGCUCGGACGUUUCAACGUUUUCUCCGCUGUCUGCACCAUGACCGGAAUCUUAAUUCUCGGGCUCUGGAUACCUGCCAGCAAUAACGCAGCGCUCAUUUCAUUUGCCGCGUUCUUCGGGUUCUUCUCUGGAGCAUACAUUUCACUCUCUCCAGCACUCGUGGCUGAGAUCUCCCCGCCUGCCGAGUUUGGUUACAGGGGUGGCCUUCUGUUCAUGUGUGGCUCGAUCGGAGGUCUGGUGACGAAUCCCAUUGCCGGAGCAAUUUUGGACGCGGAUAACGGAUCUUUUACCGGGUUGAAGGUAUUUGCGGGUGUCUUCUGCCUCGUUGGUACUGUUGUGGUCUUUGGAGCGAGACUUCACGAGACUGGCUUUAAGCUAGCGGCCAAGUACUAAUUCUUCUGGUUUGGGACUGAUAGGAGAAUUUGCAUUAUUUUACGGAAAGGUAUAUCAUUGGGCGAGGCAUAGAUUGUAUUGUAGAAUAGGCUCUCUGGAUAAGGCUUGCACUGAUAGCGCAAGUGUAGAUACGAUGACAACAAGGUGGUCUUAGGGCUAGUAGUGUGAUAAAG